Molecule: messenger RNA, 1212 nt
Organism: Fusarium pseudograminearum CS3096
Lineage: Eukaryota; Fungi; Ascomycota; Sordariomycetes; Hypocreales; Nectriaceae
Exons: 3
Coding region: 1-1212 (403 amino acids)
Biological process (GO): division septum assembly
Cellular component (GO): division septum
Source: RefSeq, a predicted model, not a curated record
AUGGCAGCUCCUGCGAGCGUGAGGGUCUCAGGGCCCCCAAAUAGUAGCUUUCUCGUGGGCUAUCCCGGUAUUUCGGCGACUCUGCCGCGCAUCGAAGGGAAAGUCGAAAUUCGCCCUGGCCAGGGCUUUUCCAUGCCUGUGCCGGUCUCCCUCGUUCGAAUAUGUCUACAGCGCCGAGAAACGAUACAUCCUGAUGCCGACAGCAUUGCGAAACGACAUUUAGGCGCUCCUCGCCGCGAAACGACGGACCUAGUCGGCAAAGAGCAGCUUCUCUUUCGAUGCUCGUCUGGGAAAGAAGCCGAGAGGAUUAUCGCUAUGGAUUUACCUUUCGUUCUCUUUAUACCUUAUGGCCGUGGUGGCGAGGAGUCAAAUCGACGGAUUCCCCCUGCGUCCCUUCAACUGCCUAGUCGGACCGCCGAAACAUACUACGAGCUCGUCGUCACAGUCCAACAAGGUCACAGCAAUCAGUACAAAUAUACUUUCCCGAUACCGUUACAACGCUACGAUACCCUUUCGACGUUUGGCAUGUAUAACAAACCCGAAUCCAAGCUAGUCACCAACGACAACAUUGUACACCUCGGCAUCAAUCUACCACGAUGGAGCUAUGGGCCCAGCGACCCUAUUACAGUAUAUAUCAAACUAUCACCCAACCUUGACUGGCUAAGUAAAGCCAAGCGCGUGACAAUUGACAAGAUCACUUUGACUGUGGAGGAGGAGAUCACAUAUAAUCCCGAAGGCGAUGAACCUUCGAAGAAAAUCAACAAGAUCUCAAGACAAGUGCAAGUGGUUAAGACGAAAAUGCCAGAGGCCGGAUACGCUACCAACGUCGGACUGGUGUUCCCUUCCAAAGAUUUACGGGAUCCCGAUGGUGUUGUCAAGCGAGGCAAACCUCAAUUCCCUCUUUACGAAGUUACGUCUUUUACUACAACUUCAACGCUCUACAAAAUCGAAUUCUACUUGGUCAUCAAGGUUAAUCUCAGUGGUGCUCGAGAUGUCACGAUACGCCAGCCAAUUGUUAUCUGUCCACUUGAUCAACAAGCCUGUAAGGAGGAAAUGGAUGCCAUUGAACAAGCUGCAAAGGAUGCCUCACAUGUCGACCCCAACAACCCAAUGCUCCCGGCGCCGACUGUUAUCCUCGCUAACGACCGCGAUUCAUUACGAGCAUUAGGGCUCUGUAUGGUGGGAGGACAGAAGAAACCAUUCAUCGAGUGA